GUUUGUUAAGUGGAAGAACCUUAUAAUAUACGUACAAUAAUCACAUAUAAUGAACACUAUGACUUAUAUUUAGGUAGACUCUAAUAAUGUUAAGUUCGGCUUGGAUUUGUAAGAGUAUGUAGGUACCUUGUAUGUGUUUGAUUUGAGCGAAUCCGUAUACUGACUUAUACGAGCAUGUAACCGCAUAUACGCCGUAUUGAGGAUGUUUAAUUGGGCUUCAUGGUCUGGCAUUAGGUAUUCAGUCGUCAAGAGUUUCUUAAGACUCAAGUAUAAGUAUUCAUUCAUCCUUCUUUUCUUUUUUUUUUUUUCUUUUUUUUGCCUCAAAAUUAUAGUUCGCGCUCAUCAGACUCGAAUAUCUCAUUCAAUCUUUAUCUCUUUGCAACCACAACUAUAGUCUAUUAUCCCAAAAUGCUUACUAUUAGUCGCUUCGCUACCACCGUCCGCAGUAGCGCGGGUGCUAUGAAAAGUCGCAUCGCGUAUCCUUACCUCAGACCCACACUCAGCUCGCAUCUUUUGAACCAAUUAACUCGAGUUACCACUUCCAAGUUCUCAACUUCAAGUUCUGGCCUUUCAGCAAAGCGACCUACAAACGACCCUUCCAAGCAGCCCGAUGAAAUUCCGCCUAUGGGCUUCAGUUUGGAAGGAUUGGGCAUGACCCGAAGGACCAAGAUCGUUGUCAUUAUUAUCAUAAGCAUAUAUGGUACUAUGGAAACUAUUUUCUAUGCCAGGUGGUUUUGGCAUUGGUAUUCGGGUACCGAGGAUAACGAGACAGAAAGCAAGGCUUGAGCCCAACUUUACUCUACCAUUCCAUUUCUCGUUCGACUAUGCAGUUCAUGCAGUUGACCCGGGCUCUCUCUGCAGUAAGCCGGGAGAGUUUCUGCCAUGUAGAGAGUACCUUGUAUUAUAUGAAUGUCUCGGAGGAGACUAUGGUUUAAUUCACCGCUCAAUUCAAAAAGAGACCAGCUUUUGCACUACUAUCCGAGUGAUGGGCUUUUUAGGUGAACUUGGAACUUGGAAGGCUUGAUAUAUUUA
This is a messenger RNA of Daldinia caldariorum, 1032 nucleotides long. RefSeq lists its product as uncharacterized. The coding region runs from base 409 to 786 and encodes 125 amino acids. The transcript has a single exon. Lineage: Eukaryota; Fungi; Ascomycota; Sordariomycetes; Xylariales; Hypoxylaceae. The record is from RefSeq and is a predicted model, not a curated record.